AUGUGCCGUGGCGACCCACCGGGCCGGCCGGCCGCGCAGGCGCCGACCGGCACGGCUGGCCGGCUGGAGCAACGGAAAAACAAGAAUCGCACCGGUCAAUCCUCUCCGGCCAGCCUCGGGCUAAUUAAAGCCGCAAAAAAUCGGAAGGCCUCCUUUGAGGUGGCGGCCGGCCGCCGCGUCGCGUGGUGAGGCGGCAUGAGGCCGUCCCCCCUUCACGUUCGAAGGCGGGCCGGCCACGGCACCGGCUGUCGCGGCUCGAGGGCGGCAGGCUCUUCUUAGCUCCGCUCGGAGCGUCCUGGCGCCGCCUCCCCAACCGCUGCGGCCCACGCGGCCGCCGGGCGGCGCGACGGCGGCUACCGGCCGGCAUAGCCCUUCCAGCGCCGGCCGGGGGCUGCGGCGGUCGCCCUUCGGCCACUUCUCGGGCGUGCGGCCGCAGCGCGGCGAGAAGGCGGCGCGCUCGGCCCGCUGGCGGAGGUGAAGCCCCCCAGAGCGGGAGCUGGCGGGCCGGGGGCGUCGGGCGGGUGCGCGGCGGCACCCGUGCCACCGGGACGGGCCGUGGUGGCCCGUAUGGCGGCCGUGAAGGGCCGUUUGGUGCGCCCCGGCGGCCUCCUGCACGGCGGCCGCCGGGGCCGGUUUGGACUGUGUUUGGGGGGGUGGAGGGGUCCGGUAGCCGGUGUGAUGGUCGUUUAUCACCCUCCUAUCACCCA
Messenger RNA from Emiliania huxleyi CCMP1516, 707 nucleotides. RefSeq lists its product as hypothetical. Bases 1 to 189 code for a protein of 62 amino acids. The record is from RefSeq and is a predicted model, not a curated record. NCBI's taxonomy places the organism in Eukaryota, Haptophyta, Isochrysidales, Noelaerhabdaceae. The transcript is spliced from 5 exons.